Rubroshorea leprosula is the source of this 886-nucleotide messenger RNA. Lineage: Eukaryota; Viridiplantae; Streptophyta; Magnoliopsida; Malvales; Dipterocarpaceae. The record is from the annotation of a GenBank genome assembly.
CUGUCUGUAUAAUAUAUUCCUAUUCCUUAACCACUUUCUUUUAGCUUUCCCACCGCAGAGUCCCCAAUUUCCCUCUUUAUUUUUGCUUCCCACCGCCAGAGUACCCAAUUUCCCUCCCUAAUUUCCGAGCUUCCCUCCCUAAUUUCUGAGCUUCCCUUCCCGGUAGACUAACCUAAGUAAUUUCUGAGCUUCCCUCUCUAAUUUCGAGCUUCAUUUCUGCUAAAAUCAUACUCCCCUCCAUAGAUUCCCCAUUUUCCAUCCCUAAUUUCUGAGCUUCCCUUCCCGGUAGACUAGACCCAAAGAGCAUGCUGAACUUGAAUGCUGGAAAAUCAUGUCUUGCUGUAUUUUUUUGAAGCAUUCCCAACCCCCCCUUCUUUCUUCCUUCUCAGGAUGCUAUAUAUGAAUCUAUAUUUAAUCCAAUCAAAUGCUACCUAACUAUUUCUUUGCUUUAAGGACGUGUUCUGUGGGCCAUUGUACCUAUCCAACUUUAGGAUGCCCUGGACAAUGUAAUAAUGUGUUUAGAAGUUUUGGUUAUUGGUUUAAUACUUAUGUGCCCAUUCUUGUGCUGCUUGCAACACAAGAUCUUAGCGAUUUUUCAAGUCAAGGACAGAAUGUUAUGCAGUAUCUUUGCUUGCUAUUGAUAUCAGGUGGAAGCACCUUGGCAACUAAACCUAUCAGGUAAUUGAAUAUUUAGUUAGACACCACAUAAGUGUAUAUAUAUAUAUCAACAUCUCAUUUUGUUGACAUUUUGUUUUUGAUAUGUAUUCCUUGGAAUUUUGUUCACCUAAUUCACCCAUUUGAGGUUAAAGUAUGUUUGCUACCUCUCUCUGUAAUCUUAGAGGAUUCAUUUAGAUAUUGAUUGCAACAAUGAAAUUCUUGAACUUCU